Messenger RNA from Branchiostoma belcheri (Belcher's lancelet), 1510 nucleotides. Its product is annotated as alpha-2,8-sialyltransferase 8B-like. Gene Ontology annotation, biological process: oligosaccharide metabolic process; N-glycan processing. The transcript is spliced from 6 exons. The record is from RefSeq and is a predicted model, not a curated record. NCBI's taxonomy places the organism in Eukaryota, Metazoa, Chordata, Leptocardii, Amphioxiformes, Branchiostomatidae. Bases 141 to 1337 code for a protein of 398 amino acids. Gene Ontology annotation, molecular function: alpha-N-acetylneuraminate alpha-2,8-sialyltransferase activity.
GCAGCCAUGUGCUUAACCUUUAGCAUUCUGAGGUAGGCAUUUCACAACCGAUUUUCUGUAGCUUACGGCGUUAGGCAGCAGGGAAAAGGUUAUAGACAUGUCACGGCGGCUAGAGCGUUAAACGUGCCACAGGCGCGGCUAUGGCGGAAACAGAAGUGACGAGCCGUCGCCAUGACGACCAUGGCGCGGGUUGGCGCCCAGCGGCGGCCAGCGGAGAACUGACCCGCUUCAUCGUUUCCACCGUCAUGUUCACGGCGGCGUACUUUCUACUGGCGGCGCUGUGGAGGGGCUCGUUACACGGAAUGCCGCAAUUUCCGGUGUACUGGAAUGGCAACCGAACCAGAAUCCGGAACCGGACGUACAGUGGGGCCGGAUUCCGGAUGAGCAACAGGCCCACAUUCCAGGUCCGGAACCGGGAGGGCAACAGAACCGGAAUCCGGAUACUGCGGCCCACUCUGUACUUCGGAUCCCUGGCACCCGAUCCGCCCUGGCAGUUUAGACCUGAAGCCAAUGCGAAGAUCAGAAAAUCCUGCGGGAAACUGCACCCGUCCGUCCACCUGGUUAAGAACAAGAUGCCAAGACUGGCUCAGUACCACACAACAAAGUGUGACGUAGAAGAAAAACCGCGCAAGUCUGAAGCGCACUGUCGGACGGACCACAGCGGGACCAUCGGACACUACAACACCUGCGCCGUGGUCGGGAAUAGCGGGGUGUGGCUAGGCAGCCACUGUGGGAACGAGAUUGACUCCAGGGAUUACGUCAUCAGGAUGAACAUGCCCGUUGUCAAGGGUUACGAGAAUGACGUCGGUAGGCGGACCAGCAUGACGAUAUUAAACCUCAGCACGCCGAAACGGUUACAGAGCUCGGCUCGGUUGAAGAACAGAACCCAGGACGUGUACGAGAGUCGGCUCAGGAACAUCUGGGGGGCUGCGCUCGUCACCGACAAGAGGUCAAGAAGUAAAAUCAUCAGCGUGGCCAGAAAAUACCGCGUCACUUUCUCUUUGUACUCCGUCAAGGGCCGCCUAAGCCGGGGGAUCAACCACCUUGCGUCCAGGCCAGCGCACAAGAAGAUGGGCGGGGUCCCCACGACCGGCAUGAUCACUGUCCUGAUGACGACGACGUUCUGUGACGUUCCGUACAUGUACGGCUUCUUCCCGUUCCAACGUGACGCCCGGGACACGCCCAUCCCCUAUCACUACUACCCGGGAGACUUCAUCAAACCUAUCAAACAGAACGAGGCCGGGCAUCAUCACAUGGCGGGGGAAUACGACUUCCUUAGAGACCUACAUAAACAGGGCGUGCUGAAGAUGCAAGUCGGACCUUGUGGGGAGAAUUAAACACGUUUCUUGCACUCUAUUUGGGAGUACCUUCGUACCUACGGCUAUAUUUUUCUAGAAACAAGACCAGGGGUCAGUCGUUUAGUAUUAGAACAGUAAUGGAUUGGAACUCCCUACCACAGUCAGUGGUCGAAGCUAGAAUGAAUUUAACCCUCAAACACCCGAACUUUUUU